GGAGUAGCAACCGCUAAUGGAAGCGUCAGUAUUACCAGUUGUCGUCACUAGGACAGAUAAUGAUUUUUGUUUUUUCAAAGUAAUUAGAAAAACACUAAAUUAAUUGGAUUUUUUAUGGAAAUAUUGCAUAAAAAGACAAAAUAUGUUAAAAAUAGCUAAAAAGCAUUACUGAAAGAAUCAGUGCUUCAAAUCACACUGUUACCAAACAAGACGAGAUAUUCUCGUGACGUCACCAUGGCCUCGACUUUUCCAAAAUUCCUACUGGGAAUUUUGAAGCAGACGUACCUGUAAAAAGAAGUCAUAAUUACAGCAGAAGACAGAACUUGCUAUACAUGAGUAUAAUCUUCCAUAUCAGUUCACGUUUUCGGAAUAUUUACUCGCCACUCUCGCGGUCCGUUCAGCUAUAAUGUCUCGCCAUGAGGGUGUGAGCUGUGAUUCCUGUUUGAAGGGCAACUUUCGUGGGAAAAGAUACAAAUGUCUUGUCUGCUAUGAUUAUGAUCUCUGUGCAAAUUGUUAUGAGGCAGGUGCCACCACAACCAGACAUACUACAGAUCACCCAGUCCAAUGUAUACUUACUAAGGCUGAUUUUGAACUGUAUUAUGGGGGAGAAGCAUUGCCUGCCGAGCAGGCCCAGUCUUUCACUUGUCCAUAUUGUGGCAAAAUGGGGUUUACAGAAGCAACUUUACAGGAGCAUGUCACAUCAGAGCAUGCAGACGCCUCUACAGAAGUAGUUUGUCCAAUAUGUGCUGCAUUGCCUGGUGGGGAUCCUAACCAUGUAACUGAUGACUUUGCUGCACACCUCACAUUAGAACACAGAACACCAAGAGAAUUUGAAGAGUCAAUAGUGCUCUAUGCUGAUAUGUGUUGGACAGGUCAUCGUGGUCCGUGUCGUCUUUCAUCUUACUUUAAUAGAGAAUACUGGUUAUCCUUGACAGCUUGUGUCGCAAAUGCAUUUUAUGUUGUCAGUGCUGGAAAUGGAAAACUUUAUUAUCGGAACGGGCUACCUCAAAUGAUAUUCUAUCAUGCGCUAUUUCGUUUUUCUUCAUUGGGUGUGUGCCUGCCUUCCAUAGAUCGUAAUCGACCACAACUUCCCAUCUCGUGUGCAGCUGACCUCUGGGACGUCUUCCUUGAAUAUUCUCCAGAGUUAUUAUCUCAGCUGUCCAGCGUUCGAAGUCGGGCUGCUGCUGCCCAAAGUGUAUCCUCCCAGUUGCAGCAGUUAGAAAUGCAAUUGCAGUCUACUAAACAACAAUUAGAACGAUUACCUAGAAGACAAGCUGAAAUUCCCAAGCCCCCAGCUGUCACUACUACUACCACUACACCAAACAGUUCCACAGAACCACCAAGUGCAUCUAGCUCCAAUACUUCAAAUAGCAAUUCACAAUUUUUAUUACCCAGAUGUAUGGAGUUUGCAUUGUCAGAAGGAGAUCAGAGCAUUUUAGAAAUGGACCAUAGUUUGUUCGUUCAAGAAGUUCUCCUAUCAACAUUAGAUGACGAGCUACAACCAUUAUUCUUAGAAAAAAUGAUACAAUUGGAGAUUGGCAGUGGGGUGAACCCUCAAGAAAAGGCACCUAAUAUUGGGGGUGGAAGUGGCAGUAGCAGUGGCGGCAGGAGUGGCAAUGACAAUUCCAGUGGCGGUACUGUUAGUGGUGAGAGCAGCAGCAGCAGUAGUAGCAGCAACGAUACUAGUCUGCAGAAAUCCACAGUGAAAAGUAAAGCUACCCGUCAAAGACCACUAGAGAGUUCCCUGCACAAUCAACCGAAAGGUAGUGGUAGCAGUGGCAACUCGAAUUGUAGUAGUGGAGGAAAUGGAAGUGCUGGUAGCUGCAGCAGCAGUGGGGCUACUAGUAGUGGGGCCAGUUGUGGAAGCAGCAAUAUUGCAGGUGGUGGUACUCAAAAUAUCACAGUGAUCAAACAGAUGUCAGCUUCUUCUAAUUCUGCUUCCCGUAGUGCAUCAGGGACAAGUCCGAUCUCUGCAACUUCUCAGAGUUCUUCACUUACACAAGCCAAUUUAGUAUUGCUUUCUGGUCAGGGGAGCAACAUUGGGCGAGGGUUAAAUACAGGGGGACAAGGGGUGGGUAAUAUGGUUGGGGGGAGCGCCACAUCUCAGGCUCAGUCCAGAUCAACUGGUUUGAGAGAACCUCUUGUCAGUACAAGUUCAGCUAAGAGGUAUAUGCUCAAGCAUUUAGAAGCUACAAAAGCUUCUGAUAGAGAGCCUCCACCACACUAACAUAUAAAAAAAAAAAAAUUCUUGGCAUAACUAUUCAGAAUACAGUUUUGUGGUCUUUAUUUAUUUCCUGGAAGACGUUCUUGCUUUGCUAGAAAACUUUGUAGCGAUUCAUGAGGAAACAUUUGAAAAAAAAAAAAAAUAAGGCCUUUUUAAGCAGCAAAGGCAAUAUAAAGAUGGACAACGGAUUGUACAUAGAUUACUUGAACUGACACCAGAAUCUUUUAGACUUGCUGUGAGCUUUUGUAAAGUUGGCCUGUGAUAUUUGUAUUGUUUUGCCAUUGAUAUGGCCCAAGCCAUGUUAACAGGAAUAAACAAAAUCCACGCUUCUAAUCGGCUACGACUGGUUUGAGGUGUAGUUCUGUCAGACCUGA
This is a messenger RNA of Octopus bimaculoides (California two-spot octopus), 2598 nucleotides long. Its product is annotated as E3 ubiquitin-protein ligase KCMF1. Gene Ontology annotation, molecular function: zinc ion binding. The record is from RefSeq and is a predicted model, not a curated record. Gene Ontology annotation, biological process: synaptic signaling. Gene Ontology annotation, cellular component: plasma membrane. NCBI's taxonomy places the organism in Eukaryota, Metazoa, Mollusca, Cephalopoda, Octopoda, Octopodidae.